This is a messenger RNA of Hydractinia symbiolongicarpus, 1349 nucleotides long. RefSeq names its product set1/Ash2 histone methyltransferase complex subunit ASH2-like. The record is from RefSeq and is a predicted model, not a curated record. Bases 137 to 1243 code for a protein of 368 amino acids. Gene Ontology annotation, molecular function: transcription cis-regulatory region binding; protein binding. Gene Ontology annotation, cellular component: Set1C/COMPASS complex. Lineage: Eukaryota; Metazoa; Cnidaria; Hydrozoa; Anthoathecata; Hydractiniidae. The transcript has a single exon.
UCUGUACAUGUUAUUGUCAAAGUACAUUUGGUUUUGAUAAUCUUUAGUGCCUUCAGCCACGAUAGUAAUGUUUUGUUAAAUGUCUUGUGACUAUUUUUCUAUUUCUUUCUAGUAAGAUUUAAAACAGAAAGUCAAAAUGACUCUAGAAAAGUUUGACUUAGAAGAUGACGGUGUUAUGUCAAGUGACAGCCAAAGUGUGGAACCCACAACCAAGUCAAAAAAGUCAAAUCGAGGCAAGCGAAGAACAGCUGACAACGACAAGACAGUAAAUUCUUCUAAAAGAGCAAGAAGUGACAAUAAUUCUUCUGCUGUGCUUCCUAGUCACGGUUAUCCUUUAGAGCACCCCUUCAACAAGGAUGGGUAUGGGUAUAUUUUAGCUGAACCUGAUCCAAAUGCAGACAAGCGAGACUUUGAACUUGACUCUUUUGCCGGGAAGCCUAUUCCAGGUGAAAUUUAUCGUGUUGCUUUGCAACCAAAUGUUUACUUGUGUCUGCAUGACCGUGCCACACAGCUGAAAGUUUCCGAUGAUAGAUUGACUGUUACUGGUGAAAAAGGAUAUUCUUCUAUACGAGGCAAUUAUGGAGUUUCCAAAGGAAAUUGGUAUUACGAAAUCACUAUAACCAACAUGCCUGAUACUACUGCUUCCCGUUUGGGAUGGUGUCAACCGUAUGGUAAUUUGCAGGCGCCAAUAGGAUAUGACAAGUUUAGUUAUUCUUAUAGAAGUAGAAAAGGCACCAGGUUUCAUCAAAGUAAAGGAAAACAUUAUGGUGAAGGCUAUGGUGAAGGGGAUGUUAUUGGCUUGCAUAUUUCUCUUCCUAAGCUAGACCAAAAUGUAGGGGUGUCUUUACCAUCAACACAUAAAGAUAAAGCAUUAAUAAAAUUUAAACACCAUUUACAUUACGAAGAGAAAGACAUGUCGGAACAAGUUGAAAAAACAAUGAAGCCUCUGAAAAAGACUGUAAUUACAUUUUAUAAAAACGGUAUAAACCAAGGUACAGCUUUUGAGGAUAUUUAUGAAGGUACUUACUUUCCUUGUGGUUCUCUAUAUAAGAAUGCUACAGUAACAUUCAAUUUUGGACCAAGUUUCAGAUACCCACCCAAAGAUUUAACCUACCAACCACUGUCUGAUCGUGUUGAAGAAAUGGCUGUUGAACAGUCGCUAGCUGAUCUCUUAUAUUUGACAUGCCACGAGGAUGAGAAGUGGAGGGAGAAAAGGAAAUCUAGCAAAAGAAGAGAAAAGUGAUUAGAACAUCAUAAUUAACAAAAUAUAAAAAAUUUGUAAUAAAUAAAAUUCACAUUGGUUAAUUAUUGUGUUUGAAUUUUGUAAAUAAAGUAGGCCUUAUUCAGGA